UCAAAAAAAAAUCACCUCCAUCACUGUUCAGGUCACACGCAUCCCUCAAACCCUGUUCUGUCUGACUGACUGACUGAAUGAAGAUACUUUAAGGGAGCUCGCGUCAGCGGAGAUGUUGGCAGGUGCGUUAGUUCUGGGCACCAUCCUUACAGCUUUACCAGGUAUCGAGAGCAGGUGGAGUGUGUCAUUUUCCAGGAGGGAGAUCUGUGUGUGGGCAGGAACAACUGUGACUUUGCCCUGUCGUUAUGACUACCCAUCAGGUCACACCAUGAAGCGGGUCAUGUGGUUCCGUGUGUCUUCAGAAGGUCGUAGGGAGUUCGCUCACCACACCGACCCAAACCAGAUUAGCCUGUCGUACCGUGGACGUACACGCUACAUCGGGGGCAGCUAUUCCAGCUGUUCAGUCCAGAUUCGGGUUGUGAAGCUGAGUGAUGCAGGCGAGUACCACUUCCGGUUUGAGACAGACCAACCACUGGGGAGAUGGACCUCCCCUAACACCAUCACUCUCGAUGUCACCGACCUCCAGGUCCAGGUGCAUCCAGCAAGGCCCAGCAACAUGUUUGGCUUCGGAGAGACUGUGUUUGUUGGCUGCCAGGCCAGAGGAUGUGCAGCUCCUGGAAGGAGUCUUGCACUGUACAGGAACGGACUAAACCUUGGCUCCUAUGAGAAGUGGAUGAUUAUCAACCGCUUUGACCAGCAGCAUGCCGGAGCGUACACCUGUCGACCAAUCCCACCACAGAAUGUCCAGUCACCAUCCCUCUCCCUAGCUCUGGGACACGCUCCUAAUUCCACCUCCAUAGCAGUCUUCCCAGUAGGCGACAUGUCAGAGGGGGGGUCGGUCACUCUGACCUGCCGUAGCAACGCAGCUCCACCUGUGGAGAGCUUUGCAUGGUUCAAAGACAUGGACAGUGGCAGCAUCCCAGACAGCUUUAGGCCUCAGCUCCUCCUGUCCCACCUCAGAUACACAGACAGAGGAGAGUACUUCUGUGUAGCACGUAACUCACUGGGAACAGACCGCUCCAAACCACUUCUACUCAAUGUCACUUACUCUCCAAAGAACACGCGUGUGCUCGUGAGUCCUCCAGGUGACAUCAGAGAAGGCUCAUAUGUAAACCUGAGCUGUGUCAGCCACGCCCACCCUCCAGCCAGCAGGUAUGCUUGGUAUCGUAUCCUAGGUGACCAGGUGUUGGCUAAAGGAACCCCCCAGAACCUGACAUUACCGUUAGUGCGUGCUCAACAUGCUGGUCAGUACUACUGUAAAGCAUGGAACCGGUUAGGAUACCAAACCUCUCCUGUUGCUACACUGACUAUACUUUACCCUCCUAAGAACACCUCAGUUCUGGCUCGUCCCUCCAGUGUGGUGGAUGCUGGCCGGCCUUUGACCUUGACCUGCAGCAGUCAGGCCAACCCUGCAGUGGACAACUUCACAUGGCACCGCUUAUCUCUGGACGGGGGCUCUGUACAAUCAUGGGGCACAAAGUCUGGUCCUGUCUUCACCUUCUCAGAGGUCGGCCCUGGAGAGAGCGGUCAGUACUACUGUGAGGCCAGGAAUCGAAUUGGAGCCCACAGCUCUCCCGUCCUCACUGUACGAGUCAGAGGUCGUCUUAAGGUCAUUGCCUUGGCGUCAGCAGUAGGCGUGUCUGCUGGACUCAUCACUCUCACAGUCGCCAUUAUGAUCAGUAAGAACAUGCACAGAGUAGACAUGGAGUCAGGAGAUGUAGCAAACAAGCGCCCGUCAGUGACAGCUGACACCAUGUUCUAUGAGUCAGCUCAACAGACCUUUCCAGUGAGAAAGGGCAAGAUGUCCGACAUACCGGAGGAGCCAGAGGACUUGAGUGACAGCUCCCAUCCUGCCAUCGUUCCUCUAAAGGAUGCUCCACCAAUCACAGAAGUUGAAAGUCACAGCCCCGCCCCCAACUACAUCACUGUCCACUACUCCAAGUUGUCCAGUGCAGAGCAGGUGCAGGUCCACAACGUGCCACUGGGUGGUGAAAAAAAGCCAAAAGAUUCCUCCAAAGUUGUUUACACUCUACUGCCCCAGCCUCGCCACUGGAAUGUACAAAGCAGUAAGUCAGCUUGCUUAUGUUGGUUGACUUUAAUCAUGGAAAAACUGAAUCUACUUAUUCUGGUAAUAAUGCCAGGUGUCUGGAGCGCAGACUGGGGGGUGACCUUCAAAAGUCAGUGUGCUUUGAGAGGGACAUCAGUAGUUAUGAGCUGCAAGUAUGACUAUCCCGUUGGUCAUGUUGUCACUUCAGUUAAAUGGUCUAAAGCCCAGCGUGUGUCUGGCCUGUGGAAGCUGUUCUACCUGUCAAGCCUCCCUUCACCCCCAGGCCACUUUAAAUAUGUGGGCAACUACUGGAGUGACUGUAGUCUGGAGAUCAAUAAUGUACAACACGCUGAUGAAGGACAAUACUUUUUCAGUUUUUCAACUACAUUGAACAGAUGGACAAGUAAAACAUAUGCUCAUUUGUUCGUAAGAGAGUUGACCACAGUUGUGCAGCCGAGCACUGUGACAGAGGGAGAUAAUGUCAGUCUGACCUGUGCGUCAGGUUGUUCUACACCUUUAGAUGUAGUCUGGUUCAGAGAUGGAGAGCCUGUAACAAAUCCAGUCUUCCAGGCCAGGAGAGAAGAUGCUGGGAGGUACUACUGUGCCAUCCCGGGACAAGAGACGGUCAGAUCAGCCUCUGUGGCUCUGAAUGUUCAGUAUGCUCCCAAAAAAGUCACACUGUCAAUGAGUCCAUCUGGAGACGUUGUCAAAGGAAGUCUAGUGACUCUCACCUGCAGCAGUGAUGCCAACCCACCUGUGACACAGAGUGGAUACAGGCUGUAUAAAGACAGGCAGUUUAUCAGUUCAGGACUGAAUCACACCAUCUCUGACGUCCAGCCCGGCCACAACGGACUGUACCACUGUCAGGCCUGGAAUAAUAUCGGCGACUUCGUUAACUCAACUGAGGUUCACCUAGAUGUCCAGUAUGGUCCAGUGAACAUUUCCGUUUCAAUGAACCCUCCACACAUUGUUGGAGGCAGCAGUGUAAACCUGAUCUGCAACAGUACUGCUAACCCUGCAGCAGACAACUACACCUGGUACAAGAGGACAGCUUCUUCCAGCUCCAUGGUCCAGGUGGGCUCAGGACAGGUGAUGUCUAUUCCCUCUGUGGAGGCGUCCCACACUGGACUCUAUCUCUGCCAGGCCAGGAACCUACUGGGCGUGGACAACUCAACUGAGGUUCUGCUGGCCAUGAAGGAAGAUGAGCAUGGCAGCUCGUCCCUCCCACUAAUAGCUGGAGUUGCAGUCUCUCUUCUGGUAACACUUGUGUUAGCUCUUCUUUUGUUCUGGAGAAAACAGACGACCCAUAAGGAGAAAAAACAGACUGUGUUUGAUCUCAGUGAAAGAGGCUCGAGCUCUUCAGCCACUGAAGAUCAAUCCAACAGCAUUUAUGCCAACUUCCACAUGUUUCCCUCCACUCCUCUACCUGUUACUAGCAUCACUCCUCAUUCACAGAGGAGCUCAAGCGGUGAACAUGAUGACCUCAUGUCUUAUGAAGAUGAGGUUACCUACUCAACAGUGACCAUCAAACCCAGAAACCCCAGACAUCCUCGUCACAUAGACAACAGCAGUGCCCCACAGGACCUCUGGUCCGAAGCAGGAGAGAGUGACGACUCUGUGAUCUACGUUACACUGGCUAAAUCCAGCUGAGUCUGACUGAAACCUCUCACUCCUUUAAGUGCAGUUUCAUCGUCAUAAAAGAAAACUAAAGUAUGCUGAAUGUCACAAAUCUUCCUCUGAAGUUUUGUAAAGUUUUAUUAAGAUGUAUUAAAAUGUAUUUUUUGUUGUAUUUAUUAUAUUCAUUUAUACUACUGUGUUUUGUUUAGUUUGUACAGUAAUAAAGUAAUAAUGACUAAA
Messenger RNA from Dicentrarchus labrax (European seabass), 3904 nucleotides. RefSeq names its product B-cell receptor CD22. Bases 113 to 3697 code for a protein of 1194 amino acids. NCBI's taxonomy places the organism in Eukaryota, Metazoa, Chordata, Actinopteri, Moronidae. The transcript is spliced from 29 exons. The record is from RefSeq and is a predicted model, not a curated record.